AUGAUAGAGAAGAAAAAAAGUAUAUAUUGGCUAUUUUUCGUGUUGGCUUGUGUAGUUUUUAAUACUGCAGAAUGUUCGGGGAAUAAUACAACUACUAGCGAUCGUGUGAUUAUCAGCCUUCAUCGAGAUAAAGUCAACAAGUUCGGCUAUGCCAGCUUUGUAAAACACGUAAACACUUCACUCAACGUCUCUGUGGCCUUGAAUGGCUUCGUUAGAAGGGCAGGGGAGUGUGCGUUCAUCUGCGCUAACUCUUCUAUCGRUUUCUCGUUUAAUUUUGCCAUCAAUGCUGAUAUUCAUGGAAGACAUAUUUGUGAGAUUCUCGCUACGGAUAAGUACAACGCCUCGGACAAGUUCGUCAGCAAAAUUGGAUUCAAUCAUUACAGUCUCUAUAGUCCCUGUUCUUCAUUCCCAUGUUUGAAUGGAGCGACAUGCCAUGCCAAGUACGAACACGGAACGUACGAGUGCCUAUGUGUACCUGAAUUUGGAGGGAAGUUUUGUGAAAAUGAGGUCAACGAAUGUGCUAGCAAUCCUUGCUUGAACAUGGGUGUCUGUACUGAUAUGUUUGCUGCUUACCGGUGUACAUGCCAUCCGGGGUUCUCUGGCGAUAGAUGUGAAAUAGUCACUCCAGGCGCCCUCUUACCUGGUGGCAACAACGUCUGCACACAAAUCAUCAGUUAUGCCUUCGCGUACUUGGAGUCCUAUCACGUGACAAGAGACCAGCGCUACACCUACGGCUGUGGCUGGUUUGGAUGGUGGAGGUGUACUGGAUGGAGGCGUAUCUACAACAAGGCCUAUCGAACAGCCUACCGACAGAGUUACAGGAUCAGUUACAUCUGUUGUCCAGGGUUCGACAAUCCACCACACAGUGGCCAUUGCUCCAUUAAUAUUGACGAGUGUGCCAGUACUCCCUGCCAAAACAAUGGUACAUGUAUCGACAGAGUGAAUGGAUAUCAGUGUAACUGUACUGCUGGCUUCAAUGGAUCACAAUGUGAAAUAAAUAUUAACGAAUGUUCUAGCAACCCGUGUUUGAAUGGAGGAUCAUGUUUUGAUCAAGUCAAUGGUUACAUGUGCGCAUGUGCAGCAGGAUACACAGGAGUCCAUUGCGAAACAGACAUCGACGAGUGCUCUAGCAAUCCAUGUCUGUAUGGAGCAUCAUGUCACGAUCACGUUGACGGCUAUACCUGCACUUGCGCCGGGGGGUAUACGGGAACGAACUGUGAAUCAAAUAUCAAUGAGUGUCUUAGCAAACCAUGCCAGAACUAUGGCGCUUGUAAUGAUCUCAUGGAUGGUUAUAGCUGUACCUGUCAACCUGGCUUCUUUGGAACAAAUUGUGAGACUUCGAUUAUAGGAGGAGUGCCGAAGAAGUGAACCAAAAUGUGGCAGCACUGUACACGGAGACGAUUGCAGACAAAUACCCCUCGAUUGAUUAUAUCAUCCCAAACUAUACUAGACUGAUUCCAUAAGACAUAGUUCUCCCUCGAAAGAAUGCGAAUGGAAACGAUCCAAAUUGAUCUUUAAUUUGGACAGGAAAGAGAAUUUGAAAAUAAUACAAAUGUUGCUUAUAAGGGAUUAUAGAGUGAUGAUACAAUUAAGAAGCAAACGAGUAAAGGUCUCUGACCCGGUUGAGACGACUCAACUCAGAUUCGCAUUCGUUUAUGCGUUGGGCUAAAAGGCGCUUCAAGAUAGCCGUUUCACAAUUCUACUCGUAUUUUGGUUUAUAUAGGAUAACUCAGUACACAUUAAAAUCAUAUAUUGCACUAGACUAUCAGUGACUCUGGGUAGAAAGCAGACGGUUUGAAAGCCCUACGCAUUUAACACAUUCAUAAUAUGCUUGAACUAACAUUAAAUAGUUUAGCUAGAAAGUUUGUAGCACGUUGAUGCUGGACGGUAUAGAGUGUUAGAUUUUCUUUUCUCUUCCUGCAAACGGCAAAUAUGACCACGUUUUCAUCGUUUUCCUGUAUUCUAAUUUUAGUUAUUACAAAAUUUCACACAUAUUCUUUCGCUUUUCUAUUAUUUGGAUUUUUUUUUGCGAUUCCUUUUCAGUAACUCAAAAUAAUCUUUUGAUAGUCAACAGACGUUUCACGUUUGCCUUGAACGUAAAUCUUCUAUAAAUGUAAUGUCGAACGGCUCGGCUUUCGUCGUUCUCACAGUACCGACUUUCAGUUGCACAAGGGGAAAUUAGUCCUACUUUUCUUUAAAGUUUCUUGCGAGAACAAGAAAACAAGCCUUAAGUUCAGUUCAGUUCACAGUGCUGUUGUGUACAAAUUUGAGUCAAAAAUUUUACGGUCUAACAUCUUACCUUUCGUUCUCUUGUAUCCUAGCGUUUGGCAAGUUGUUUUCAAAUACCUCCUAUAAGUAUAUUCUAAGUCUUGGACCCGUCUUAAGCAGGACCAUUUCACAAGACGGGUUUGUCGACUCCUAGUACUCGCUCUUUACAACAGAGCCCAGCAAACAAACCAACUAAACAGCUUUGUCAACUUUUUUAAUCAGGCAAGCACUAGCACUUUUCAUAACACGGAGUGGAACGUAAUCAAAAUUCAAAAGUAAUAUCCACACACUUUACUAGAAAUAGCAAAAUAUAAUUGCUCCUUUGGCAAAUUAAAGUGCACAUGAACCCUUCGACAAUACUUUCAGUACUGAUU
Actinia tenebrosa (Australian red waratah sea anemone) is the source of this 2642-nucleotide messenger RNA. RefSeq lists its product as uncharacterized. NCBI's taxonomy places the organism in Eukaryota, Metazoa, Cnidaria, Anthozoa, Actiniaria, Actiniidae. The record is from RefSeq and is a predicted model, not a curated record. Gene Ontology annotation, molecular function: calcium ion binding.